Molecule: messenger RNA, 1962 nt
Organism: Actinia tenebrosa (Australian red waratah sea anemone)
Lineage: Eukaryota; Metazoa; Cnidaria; Anthozoa; Actiniaria; Actiniidae
Product: transmembrane protease serine 9
Biological process (GO): proteolysis
Molecular function (GO): serine-type endopeptidase activity
Source: RefSeq, a predicted model, not a curated record
AAAGUGAUUUCCCUGAUCUUGUUAAUUAUCUGAAGUAUUAUGAUAAUGUUCGAGAUGAUUGACAGAUAAUAAGAAUAUCGAAUGUUAGUGCAAACAGAGAUCCGAUAAUCGGUGAAUUGACCAACUGUCAUCUUGUUUGGAGGAAACGACUGGAUGACAGUAUUUUGUACUCGUUUACUCGCUGUAUCCAUUGAAAAAAAGCCUUCAACUACCGGACUGUGAUUUUAUUUUACCUUUUUCUUCCGCUCUUCAACACCAGGAUGACGUUUUGCUUUGAUUUGUUGUGGUAUUCAUGUUUACUGAAUUGCAUGUAUUUUGUGAGCGGGGAGAGUCGCAUCUCUUCUGGAACGAAAGGAUGUGACGUAGCUCUAGGGAUGCAGAAUGGAUGGAUCGAGGACAUGGACGUCACUGCCAGUUCGUUCAUGAGCCUCGAUCACGAUCCGGGCCGCGCUCGACUCAACUCGACAAGCGCCUGGGUACCUGCUAGACAUGACGUCAGUGAGUUACUGCAGAUUCACUUUGUAAGAGAAACAAACGUCUCAGGCAUUGGUAUCCAGGGGCAUCCAAAUAUGGACAGAUGGGUUACCAAGUACAAAUUGGAUUAUAGCAUAGAUGGCAUCACCUGGAGCUCUUAUCCCGAGGUUCUGGAAGGAAGCACUGACCGUAAUAGUGUGGUUCAUUCACGCCUAGACGCUCUUCUAACAGUCCAUUAUCUGCGUGUCAAGCCUGUGGAGUGGAACGUUGCUAUAGCUUUACGUCUGGAGGUCUACGGGUGUAUGGAAGACCUUCGACCAUGUGGCAAAAGGCCGAUGUUCAAGACCACGCCCCAAGCACGCAUCAUAAAAGGCACAACUGCAACUCCAUACACAUGGCCUUGGCAAGUAGAGGUGACACUUAACAACACUGAACACUGGUGUGGUGCGUCUAUAAUCGACCCACACUGGAUCAUAACAGCAGGGCAUUGCGUAGAUAUUUACAGCUCAGAAGCAGUUGGAGAGCGUGUGCUACGCCUAGCAGAACACGAUCGGAUGACCUUGGAAGGAUACGAGAAAUACAUUGUGCCAGAUCGGAUGUACCUCCAUCCGGGGUAUGUGAUUGGAGGGGCUUAUACCCCAGGGUAUUAUGACGUGGCGCUGAUGCAUUUGAAGGAGAGACUGGAGUUUUCUGAUCGUAUUCAGCCUGUUUGUUUACCAAAUGAAGAUGACGAGUGGUUUGAAGAUGGAAAGAUGUGUUUUAUAUCAGGCUGGGGGAAGACUUCUGCGGGAAGUAAUGGAACUUAUUCACGAGUACUUCAACAAUUACAGGUUCCAUUGGUCUCACUGGAGGUAUGUAACCGCAACAUUUCCUAUGACGGGAGAAUACCUCAGCAAUUCUUCUGUGCUGGCUAUGAAGCUGGAGGUCGCGAUGCCUGCUUUGGCGAUAGCGGAGGACCAUUCGUCUGCCAGAACGAGGCAGGGGACUGGGUACUAAGAGGCCUGGUGAGCUGGGGAGACGAGUGUGCUUUACCACAUAAGUAUGGAGUAUACACAGACGUUCAACGAAUGCUGCCCUUCAUUGAGAGCGUCAUGUAUGGCGUUCCCAAGUGUGGUGUACGCUUUCUCCCAGAAGGAAUUGGCGGUCAAAGUCGAAUCGUUGGAGGACGUGAAGCAAGAGCUAACUCCUGGCCUUGGCAGGUUGAUAUCCUGAGUAUAGUCAAUAAAACAGAGCACUAUUGUGGUGGAUCUUUACUCAAUCCCUCAAGUAUGGAGUUUACCUUGAUGUCAGAAGAAUCUUGCCAUUUAUCGAAGAUACGAUUAGGAGAAACACUACCAAGUAAAUCUACGAAGUAUCAUAAUGCAGAGACACCAAGGACGACUCCAUAUCAGAUAUGUUUUUCGGAACACCUGCCUUACAAAUGCACUUGUAAAUAAUUGCCCUAUAUCAGUUGCUUCCAUGAAAUAAAAAGAGUUUCCAUAGAAAAAA